This is a messenger RNA of Ciona intestinalis (vase tunicate), 4572 nucleotides long. Lineage: Eukaryota; Metazoa; Chordata; Ascidiacea; Phlebobranchia; Cionidae. The record is from RefSeq and is a predicted model, not a curated record.
GACCACUGGGUUUUAGUGUAACAGGUCAAUUACUUUUAUUAUUUGUUGCAGGAAUUUUGUUGCGAAUACAAAAGUUACCGAUUACGUAAUUAAAAGGCAACCCUCACUGACUGAAAGCGACGAAAACAUUCUCACCGAAGCCGAACUACAACUUUUGCUUGGUAAAAAUAAAAACCAUCGAAAAUAUUCCGAUGUGGUACAAGCAACCAGUGUAAGAACAUAUACAGUAGAUAACACCGGGGUAAACAGAACAAGUCCUUAUCCUGAUCUAAGUGAAUGUAAAAGCUCUCCAGGGGAAUAUCUGCUUUCAGGAAUGUCCACAGAACAAGGAAUAAACAAGUUGGAUGAACGUAGAGAACCCUCUUUAACUUCUCUACCAUCGUCAUAUGGAGGUUAUAUACCUGUUCCUACUGCUGCUGCUAAAGUACCAGGCAUCCAAUGCACUGUUACAGAAGUGCCGUGUAAUGAAACAAUGUAUCCCCAGGAUUCUACAAACUGUGCCAGAACAAAUUUACCCCCUCGACCAAACAAGCAAAGAAAAAGUUACGAAGAUAUGAAAGGUUUGCCAAGCCAUACCACCCACCCUACACACACUGUACAUAGAUAUAGCAAACAAAGACAAGGGAAAACAAGUAGUGAUCACCAAGAUAACGCAAUGGAACAGAAAAUGUUGGUCAACACUGGGAAAACAGUGUUGCCAGCUGUUUCUUCACCUGUACAUGAUUCGGUUGAGCGAGCACACAACUCCCUGCUCGAGUUGUCGCACAUUAUACGACCACAUGAGGGAGCUGUUGUAGCGGCAAGAGUGAAGAGUAAAUCCUCGAUCGAGAAAGAUGAAAAUCUCGCAUCCGAUGACGAGGAGAUGAUCCAGGUCGGAGCCGAGAAUUUCUUCGAGGAAGUGAUCACCGCAGCUGGCUUCUCCGAUCCUCCAGGAGCUGAGAGGAUCGGGCAUGGAUGCGGGGGGGUGGAUAGUGGUGUUCCCGCAUCUUCUGUGCAGUGUGAGGAGCGGAAAGUAGAAGUUAAAGUCAGUGAGAUCCCGAUCCCGAGACCAAGGCAGGAUGGAGUUACUUAUCGGAGGAAAAUAAAAAAGAAGAAAAUGAGGAAACAGAAUUUUGCUCCGGUUGAGGAAAAAUAUCGAUGUACAGAUGUUUCAAGGAAAAGACAGAUUAAAGGAUCUUCGCAGAGUGGGGAGUCUGAACCUACGUGCCAGAGUGUAGAAGUUUUAUACAGCAACUUUCCAAGUAAUAUAACAGUAGCUGAUUCUUAUGCGGGGUCUGAAUAUGAUACAGGAUUGAACAAAGCUGCUUCAGAUGGCUGUUUGCUUGUCAAUAAUCAUAAUGAAGAAAUACAAAGCGUUCAAGUCCCUUACCCAUCUGCUUUGUCGUCAGAUAAGGCCUCACAUAACACUUUAGAAGGAUUGUAUUCACAGUUUGCGAACUGCCACAAUGCAGUUGAGGAAAAAAAGCAAAGCAAAAGGUUCAGUAUUACUAGUGACGAUUUGGAAGAUAUUUUCGCUGAUUUUGCCGAUAGGAAAAGAUUUUAUAAAUCGGAAGAAAAUGAGGAGGAAACGAGAAUUGCUCCGGAGGAGGAAGAUGGUUUUGAUGUUUUGGAUGGUCGCGUUGUGGAGCCGAUUAUUGUUCCGAAGUUACAAUCUCUUCUGGAUGAGAAGAAGACACUUUUUGUAAGUCGCUCCGUGCAGACUUUAGAUGGAACGCUGGGGGAUCGGAAGAAGAAAGAAGAGCGAAGGAUUUCUACUCUCUCCCCUCCAUCUAUCUCAGACUUCAUGAAGAGAACUGGGAACUGGAAGACGGUCCUCACAGCAGUUGAAACACAAACUGAAGAACCAGGGAAGAAGAACAUCGCUGAUCCCUUGUCUCCGGACUUAUAUGAAUAUCAAAACUCAACUAAUCCUUACUCCUCACACUUCGAAACCUGUCUUGAGCUCCCGGACCUAACAACGGAGGUUGGGAACCAAUAUGAUGGCGAUAACACUUCAGUUCAAUCUAUCAACUUGACUACAGUAACGAGAGCUACAUCGGUGGAGGAAAGAAUCCCGGAGCGAAAAUUUGGUCGCGCUGUUAUACCAGCAAGUCGCAUGCAGCCAAUUGAGUCAACAAUACAUGAUAGACAGCAGUUGCUCGGAGUUCUUUCGCCGAGAUAUUCAAGAAAAUCUGUUCCCAAUCCUACAGAACUUUACAGAUCACAAAGUGCAAGAGAAUCGCAGUCGAAUGAAAUUAAUUUUCGCUCUGAGUUUGUUGUGGAGGAAAAAAGUGCGCCUUCUACUCCAAUUCGUGUGAAGACAGAUGAAAAUGGACUGAACGUAACGCCAAGCAGGUGGUCGUUUCAUCAUAAACUCUCAUUGUUUGAGGACAAUGAGGGAAAAAAUGAGAGAAAAUUUCCAACAUUUAAAGCGGUCGUGAAAAAGAGAGUGAAAAAGUCGAAACUUGAAAGGUACAUCCAGGAUGAGUUUCCGGGAUCAGAAAAUGAUCGGGAUGCGGGGGAAGAUGGGAGUGAAGAAGUGGGUGAUGAAGUAAAGAAAUCAUCUUCUGAGGAUGGGAAGUUAAAAUCUCAAAUGUUCACAACAGCUGAUGAAAAUGGUGUCAAUUCAUUGAAUAAAACUCCAGCAAACCCAUCAGCAUUGGUGAGGAUAAGGAAUGAAAAAGGAGUCAAAACCUCAACCCCUGUGGUUCAAAAAGGUCUCGUUUUAAACCAGGUUGGAAAAAAAGUUGGUAAUGGGUUGGAAAGUUUGAAUGAAAGUUAUGCUCCGAAAAUCGGUCAAAAUUUAGAAAAUUUGGAUGAAAAUUUAUCCCUUGAAAGCCAGAAUAAUGCUUGUAAAGAUAGCAAUGCAGACAAAGCAGGGCAGAGUUCGUUUAAUAAUUCAUCCCUGCUUCAAAUGAGUGGAAUACCAAGGUGUCAGGGUUUGCCUGAUGUUAGUACUGAAUCUAACGCAACUUUCGCUGAAGUGAGGUCUGAAUAUAACAUCACUACAGUAGUAACGGAGCAUUAUCAAACGGCUGAUAAUCAACAAAUUAACCAGAACUUACUGGAUUCAAAAUGUAGCAACUCAAGCAGCGUGUUGAGUAGUAGUGAGGAAAGUGAGUUGGAUGAGCACGCAUGUUCGGAGUUAAGAAGAGGAAUUAGUGAAUUGUCAACGGCGUUGGCGUCAGAUGUUCUCAGGUCUCAAAUGAACGAUGAAAUAAUAAAAACUCCGUCAUUUUGCUCGAGCGAAAGUUGUGAAAUGUCCGGAAUUUCUUACGAUGAUGAAGACAGUGUUUCUAAGGAGAAAAAACGACCACUGUUUCUUGCUGUUAAAACUGCUGACUCGGCACCAUCAAAUAUGUUGAGUCGCUCUGUAGAUACAAGUGUUUGGAUGGAGUCGCAGGGAUCCGUUUGCGUUAAACCACCAGAUGUCAGUAGAGAGGAUACAUCUUCUGUUGAUGAAAGUGGAUCUCCGUGUUCUGUAGAAACAUCAGAAAGUGAAAACGUGGUAAAUGGAGUACAAGACUUACCUGAAGACUUUUCAAGUGAAGAAAAAUAAUUUUAAAUAUUUGUUUUUUUCUCGUUGCGUUCCUAGUUGUGUUUUGUUGAUUAAAAGUUCCAAUUUUUGCGCUAAGAAGACGCCACUAAAAGUGCAAGUUUUAUAUUCAAGAAUGUUACAUACCAUUUAUAUAAUGUAGUUUAGAAUAUAAACAUGAAGAAUUUAGCUCAUAGUCGGCGGAACGACAUAAUUAAUUUAAACAACGCUUCUCAACCUUUUUGCUGCAUUGGCUAAAUGUCAAGUCAAAAUUAGAAGCAAAAAUUUGGGACCGAAUUUCUAAAACUACGUUUUAUAUAAAAUUUUGGCAACAUACAAAACAUUGAAUUAACUUUGUAAUGACAAUAAACUGUAUUUUUUGAACAACUCUAGUAGAGAACCUAACUAAAUAGCGAACUUAUUUUUAGUUGUUUCCAAAGGGUUGAGAAGCACUAGUUAAAACAUACAAGAUAAAUUUUUCAAAAGAAUUAGAACUGUUUUUAUAGAUGCAUCACUUGCAGUAAAUAGUAUUUAUUCUUAUGGCAACUUAGCAGUACACCAUGCAAGUACAAAAUAUAGUGACUGCAAAAUUUAAGUGAAUGAAUGAAAAUGACAUUAGUAGUCACCUAUAAUGUAAAUUUGAUCACAUGAAAUGUAUUUAGAUUAUGGUUUAGAUUGAAAAUGACAGACUAGAUAAAGGAAUUGGCAGAAUUUUUGUCCAAAAAAAAAACUUUUGGAAAAAUGACACAAACUCAUGUUUAGUUUAAUUUACGACUAUUUUAUUAAAUAUAUGGCUAUAGGAAUGUUAAGUUAAAAUAUUUAGUUAAACAGUAUUUUUUAUUUUUGUUCUCAUUUUUAUCAUAAACUUUUGCAGUGAUGUCCAAUGUGGGAAUAUUAGAACUUUGUAAAUGCGGUGGCUACGUAUUCAUUUUCGAUUGUGAAACACUGAUUAAUAUGAAACUUUUAAAUCGGGAAUCAAAACUCAAUUGUCGUUAUAAUUGUUAGGACUAAGCACGAAUAUGAAGCACUUUGUUUUUUUGGGGAAAUCUGAGCAAAAA